UGUGACUACAGAAAAAUUUGACAAAGAAUGAGCCCUAAAAUCACCAAAAGUCCAUUCAUUGCCAUAACCGACGAUUUUCCCGGCUAUGAAUUGGAAUCGUUUAAUAUAAACCCACAUUUGGCUAAUAAUUUGGAUCGGGUUUUAAUUCCUGGAGGUUUUAUACAGGAUAGGUAUACAUUGACGACACUGAGACAGUGGUUACCAUUUAAUAGUAAUGCAUGUAUUCUGUUGUAUUGCAGAAUCGAGCGCCUGGCGUGUGAUAUCGCUAUAGAUUUGGCCAAUGAAUCGUUUGUUGCCUUAUGUGUCCUCAAAGGCGGUUAUGUCUUCUUUAACGAUCUCUUGGAUAAAAUCAGACAUUUCUAUAGAUAUCGUUACGCCAAUACAUCCCAAACUCCAAACGGUGUUCCAGACUUUGCCCAACAAAUUAGAGUUGAAUUCAUAAGACUUAAGAGUUAUGAAGACGAGAAGUCGACUUCAAAUUUGAAAGUUAUUGGAAUCGAGUCAUUGGAAUCGCUCAGAGGAAAGAAUGUAUUGAUUGUGGAGGAUAUUAUCGAUACUGGAAAUACAAUGGUUAGACUUCUGGAACUCCUUAAAAAGUAUGAUUUGAAGUCCAUUCGAGUGACCAGUCUUUUUGUGAAACGAACGCCUCUUAGCAAUGGAUACACUCCUGAAUAUGUUGGAUUCAAUAUUCCCAAUGAGUUCAUCGUUGGCUGUAAUAUGGAUUAUAACGAAUAUUUUCGAGAACUUAAUCACGUCUGCGUUAUGAACGAAAUUGGGAAACAAAAGUAUUCAAUGAAAAACAUUAAAUAAAUAUUUCCCAUUAAUGGAAACGUCAGUAACUAUUCAAUUAAUAUAUCACAUGAACUGACGAAUCGUUUUUAAGCAAAAGAC
This is a messenger RNA of Oppiella nova, 891 nucleotides long. The record is from the annotation of a GenBank genome assembly. NCBI's taxonomy places the organism in Eukaryota, Metazoa, Arthropoda, Arachnida, Sarcoptiformes, Oppiidae.